Molecule: messenger RNA, 1296 nt
Organism: Lachancea thermotolerans CBS 6340
Lineage: Eukaryota; Fungi; Ascomycota; Saccharomycetes; Saccharomycetales; Saccharomycetaceae
Exons: 1
Coding region: 1-1296 (431 amino acids)
Molecular function (GO): S-adenosylmethionine-dependent methyltransferase activity
Source: RefSeq, a predicted model, not a curated record
AUGACUUUGAGUCUGUCGUCCUUCAUUUUGGCAUUGUCAGUGGUGCUCAUGCUGCUGAAGAACAACAAAACAUUCAAGCAGUUCCUAGCCAACAAACUCCAGAAGUCUUUUUCGAAGCUGAACCGGCACAUUCCAAUCUCAUCGAACUUCCAUCUAAGCCAAUCAAAAUACUUUGAAAAAUCGGUGGGUCUGGUAGAGGUUUACGACGCGCUUUUGCAGCUACAAGAGUAUGGAGUUCGAGCAUUCAGGCAAAACGCGGUCCUGUUUCACAGAGCAAGCUCAUUAAACUCCAUUCACUUAGAACAGCUUAGGAAGCUCAACUACUUUGAGAAGCUAGAAGGAAUAAACGAGGCUGUGAAUGCCAACCAAAAAACCAUAAAUUCGAUAAUUGAGUUCACUCUUACCCAAUUACUGAAUAGGAAUCCAAUCGACAACGUUGAUGGCCGUGAGCUUCUGUCUGCCUGCAAUGGUCUAGGGUACGACUACCAGGAGAAUGGGACACUGAAGAGGCGUGUUACUCAUACGAAAACGCUGAGUCCGAAGUCUAAUCAAUCUCGGGUCAACGAAGCCAUAUCACAUGUGUGCAGAGAUUGGCACCCCAGUUACGGGCAAGAACGGAAGCCGUUGGUUGACUUCAUAACUGCCCGAUUGAAGAGUAGCCGUUUCCAAGGGAGAACCCUAGUUGUUGUUCCUGGAUCUGGAGCAGGUGGUAUAGCCCACGAAGUUGCUCUAGCGUUUCCAGAAUUUGAUGUCCACUCCGUUGAGCUCUCCACCUUGAUGUACCUGUGCAACGAAUUUGCACUUGGCUACGACCAACAGGUAUCCAUUAAACCUUUCGCACAACAUUUCUCGGGGCAAUUAGACACCGGUAACCAAGUCCGGGAUUACAGAAUUGAUCUCUCUAAGGUCAAAAGGCCGUCAAAUCUCCAUGUUCAUCUGGGGGACUUCUGCGAAUUUAAACCCUGCGAAGAGUAUGACCAAAUUAUUGUUGCUUCCGCUUACUUUAUUGAUACUGCAGAGAAUCUUUUCAGUUACUUUGAUGCAAUUGAAAACUUAAAGUCAUCUUGUUCUGAAUUGCAGUGGAUAAAUGUUGGGCCUCUGAAGUAUGGGACUCAGCCAAAGGUGCAAUUAAAUGACAAAGAGCUAACAAAAUUGCGUAAAGAACGAAAGUGGAAAGACCUGUACCACAAGUGCGAUCCUAAAGAUCUCAAUGGAUAUCUUACUGACGAAAAAUCUCUAUACCAAGGCUUUUAUGGGUUGGUGAAAUUCCAUUCGACAUACAAGGAAAGGAAGUAA